AUGUAGACGAUGCAUGAAUCCUAUCAUUAUGAUUUGUUAACAAAAUACUCAGACUAUUUGAAUCCUGAAGUUGAGGUUGUAAAUAUUGAGCCUAUGAAUAAUUUCACCCAAGAAAAACCUAAACCUAAUUAUACAAUAACAGAAUUGAGCUAAUAUAUCAACACUGUUUAAUUUGAUAAGUCUUAUCAAACCACUUCGCAAUAUAACUUAAAAAAAUACCCUAUUACUAUUUUCCUAUGCAACAAAGAUGUUAUCAUAUUAGAAUACACCAAAAAUGCGAAAAAUUAAAUGGACAUCUAUUCUCAUCAUGAGUAUGAUUUAACAAAUACAAUAAAUGAUGUAAAAUCAUGUACAACUAUGUAUGGGCUGUUUGACGAUUUAAAAGUAAACAUUGAUUGUAUUGAUCAAUAAAAUACCUUUAUAAAUGUGAUUCUGGAAAUUAUUUUAAAUAGAAACAUGAAAAUUUAAGAUGUUUAAUUUACUCUAUAAUUUUAUAGUUUUGAAAAUUUGUUGGGUUCAAGCGAAUAGGUCACAGCAUACUGGAAUAACUGUAGGAAAAAGGAUAUAAAAUAUAUAGUGCAUUAUUCAUAAAUUAGUAGAAUCUUUUAUUGUUUAUAUGGUAAUUUGCUUCAACCAUAAGAUCAAAUAAUUUUAAUUGAAGAAAGCACAUAGUUAGUGGAUGAUAUCUAUAUAAUAAAUGUGUAUGUUCUUGACCAGCAUAAUUUUGUUAAGUGUAAUAGCGAAGAGAUUGUGAACUAUUUUUAUAUCAAGUAAUUGAUUGCUAAUUCCAUCACCAGAAUAACAGAAUAUACAGAAUAUGAAUAAUAAAAUAAAUGGGUCAUUAGUUUAUUAUUAGUUGACAGACAUGGAAUUUGUAAAUGUGGCAAUCUAAUGAAAAAUAAAAUUUAGUGUGACUUUCUGGAGCUGCAAGAAGGACUUUACACAAACCUAUACUCUUCAUCUUAUUUAGAGGAAAUCACCUACAUCUAUGUAGCCUCGGAAAUCUUACUCUAUAAGAUAAACUUCUAUUUCACUUUUCUCACAGAUCAAGAUAAAAUCGAAGGAUACUUUUACAUCAAAUAAGAUGGAUUUAAUUUAUAAAAGAUUCAUAUCUAUUAUGAUUAUCUAAUUGUUGUGAUGUCAAAAAAGACUAAUAUCACCAAUGAUAAUUAUUUACCUUAAAAGAUAUUGUUUUUCUAAAAGAAAUACACCAUAUAAUAAUACGUUCCAAAUUACAUCAUAGAUACUACUACUAAUUAUGGGAUAUUCAGGGUUAAUUUUGAUGAGUUUCCUGGUAGUUAUUAUUUGGAAUAUAAUUAUAAAAUGUAAAAUCUGAGUUUGCAUUAACUUUAAUGCAAACAUUUAAUUUUUACCUAUGAUUAACCAAUUGCUAAUAAGAAUUAUCUUAUGUUUUAGAUUACUUUGCAAAUUAUAAGUCUUAGUAUUACAGCACAGGAUGUGUUUAAUUUGGUGAUAUCUUAGUUUAAUGAUGAUUCAUUCUUUUUAAUAAAAGAAAAUGUCUAUGAUGAUUUGGUUUUUAAAUCUGAACAAUUCAAUUUCAAUUUGAAUACCAAUCUUCUUGGUCCUUUAUUAAAUUAUCAUGAAAUUGAAUGGGAAGAUAAUCCAGUAACAGCAUCAUCAGUCAUUGAAUAUAUAAGAGAGAUUAAGUUUAUGCAUUUUAAGUCUGAAUUUACCAAAAUAUUUUCAGGUUUAUUUGUUUAUAAUGAAAUAAAUGCUUACUUCUCACUUGUGGGAUUAAUAAAAGAUGAAUCUAAUGAAAUUGUCUUAGCGUAUUAAUAGUUUAAGUAUGAUAAAGUUAGAUUUGUUGAAGAAGGAAAAUUAAAAUAAAUAAAACUGGAGUAAUUUUCUUUCUAAAACAUUGAUUUUUUUAGUCUGAAUAUUUUAACUGUUAUAAUUGGCGAUUCUGCUUCAAAGAAAUAUGUUCUAUGCUAUAAUAACUAAUUUUCUUCUUGUUCCUAAUUGACUGGUGAUUUCUUAAAAGAGUAAGAUACCUAUGAUUAUAUUCAAUUAAAUGAAUUUAGGUGUAUAAAUGAUACUUUAUUUGCAAUACCUAAUAAUCGCAAGAAGAUUAUAUUGUUCAGUCUGACUUGUAAAAUCUUUAUUGUCUCACAAAUGGAAGUUUAAAAAAUGGGCCAAAUUGAUUCUGAAACAAUUCCAGAAUUGGAUGAAUUUGAAAUAUUAGAUACCCAAUUUGAAAUCAUUGAUAAUAAAUUAUCCUUCCUACUAUUAAGCGAUGGAAGCAUUAUGUAAAUUAUAACUUAUUACUCAAUAUCUGAUUAUAAAUUGAAUUACAAAGUAAUCAAUAAAAUUAAAGAACCAGAUUGUAUUCCAAUGAUGAAAAAUUCAUCCAAAAUCUUUUUUCAAUUCCAUCAAGAUAAAAGAGUUUUAGUCUAUAUUUGCAAUGAAAAUUCAGAAAACUAAAAAAUCUUUGAAUAUGAUCUAUAGAAUCCAUAUAAUCCAUUUUUAAUCAGAAGGUACUCCUUAUUCAACUAUUAAAUUAACAACUUAUUAAAACCUUUUAGCGAUUCUCAAGUUGUUUAUAUUCCAGUAGAGGCUAAAGGAUAUUUAGCCUAUUCGCCUUUUUUCCCAUCACCAAAUAUUUUACUUCAUGAUAUCCCUGUGUCAAAAGAUUUAAUCAGCGCGAUACCAGUUGUUGUUAAUAAUUUUGACACAAAUGAAUGGGACAUAUUUUCAAUGGCAUUCUUCUUUGAUAAAAACGGUGGUACCUUAUUUUAUUUGAAUUCUAAUCCUGUUUAUUAUAGCGUUUUGAAUAAUGACGAUACAGAAUCUAAAAAAAUGAUUAUGGUAUAUCAAUAAAAUUAAGAUUCUAUUAUCUUCAAAGAGUUCGAUAUCUUUUUCGAUUAUUCAGAGACUUAGAUAAUCUUUAAUCCAAAUAACAUAUAAUUAGUUGAAGCUUCAUAGGAUGUGAUCUUAGAUCUAAUUGACUCAUAAGUUCAAGGAGCUGUUGAAGAUUUUGAAAUCUAAAAUUUAUCGGAUGAGAAAAACAUUAUUAUAAAGAAGAAUGACAUAUUACAAUUGAAUUAAUAUUUGAGUGAUCAUUAUGAAACUUUAGAGUUUGGAAGAAUAUUCGAUAUUUUAGAUAUGAAUUAAACUGAGUAUAUGAGCAUCAUUAAUUCUACUGCUUAUGAAAAUAAUCUAAUAUUUACAGUAAGUCAAUAUUACUUCAUCAUAUAUGAAAAGCAACGAUAAACGACUAAACAUAUUAAUAGAAUAACAAUCCUAAAACAGGAAAGAUUAACAAACUUGAACUCGUAAUUAGAAAAUCUUAGGUAAUGUAGAUUAUCUAUUAAUGAUAUAAAUUAGGUUUUGUUAUAUUGUUACAAAUAUUAUUCUAGCAGUUUAUAAAACCAUUCUAAACUGGUCUAAUAUUUUUAAAUUAAUUUUUAAUAUGACUAUGCAAACUCAAAAAUCAGUUACAAGAUUAAGCCAUUAAAAAUAUCAUUAGGAAGUAGGUUGUAAAUUGAGGCUAUAAAUCCAAUUAAAUUUAAAGGGUAAAUAUUUUAAUUCAUAAAAUAUAACUAUGAAAAUUCAUAGGAUUAAUAUGAGUUGAUUUCUGGUAAAAUAGAAAAUGGUCAAUUCACAAGUAAGUAGAUUAUUUAAUCUUCUACUUUUGAUUAUAAUAUUUUAGGACAACUAUCAUUUGACACAAUCCUAUUAGAUGAAGAAAAUAUUUUAGUUUUAACUUUAGAUAUACAUGAACUUAGAGUCUUUUUUUUCACAUUCGAAAAUACAACAUCUGAAUUAUUUAAAACAAAAGAAGAAAAAUUCUCAUACUAAUAAUUGAAUCUAUACUUAUUUCAUUCUACAAGUCAAUAUCGUCUGGAGACUAUCCAUCUACUUAAUUGCUACAAUUAUACUUGUUUAGUGUUGUUAGGAACACCAGAUAAAUUUUUUGAAUUUCACUUAAUUCUGUCUGAAACAGAGACGGCAAAAAUAGUUAAAAAAUAUAUCUAUUUAAAUUAUUUUAGAUGCAUUCAUACAAAUAAGCAAAAGCCUUAAAUUUAAUUGAAUGGAAAAUUAUCAAUCAAUCAGUUAGUGGCCGCUUGUGUGAAAUAAGAUGUAGAAAAGAAUUUCUUUUUCGAGGACAAAUUUGAUUACAUAUAUGAUGAUCUCUAAGUAUUUGUUUAGAUAUUUCAUAAAAUUUAAGAUGCCAGUGAAUCUUCUCCUAUUAGAAUAUAUAGAUUCUUUUUCGAUAUUACUUUGAGAGAUAGAUUUCAUUUUUUAUUAUACAAACGUGAACCAGAUAAUAACAAACACAUACUAUUUGAGAAUGAUACUUAUUUUCUAAUAGACUAUUUAAAAUAAGAUUAGAUAUCAUUUUAGAUAAAAACAAAUUACACAAAAACAACAACUGUAACUGGUAAUUUAGUUCUAUCCAAUAUAUUCAAGAAAAAAACAGUCGAUAUUACAAUAACUUUUGAUUUCCCAAUAGAGAGACAUUACAUUUGGAUUUAUAUCACGACUGCUACAUUUUUAUUAAUAAUAAUGGUUGUUCUUGGAAUACUGUUAUGGUUGAAGAAAAGAAAGAGACAAAGAUGCAAAAAAAAAAAAAAUGAUUCAUUUUCUAAAAGUCUGAUUGGCUUAGAUGAUGUACUUAAAGAAGUAAUUUUAGGAGAAGGAAAAAGAGGAUCUUAAACGAAAUUGGAUGAUAGUUAUUCUAAUGGGAAUGAAAGUGAUUGA
Paramecium tetraurelia is the source of this 4722-nucleotide messenger RNA. RefSeq lists its product as uncharacterized. The transcript is spliced from 3 exons. The record is from RefSeq and is a predicted model, not a curated record. Lineage: Eukaryota; Ciliophora; Oligohymenophorea; Peniculida; Parameciidae.